AGUCUCACUUCCAUAAUCAAAGUACACAAAAAUCUUCUUGCAACUAUCUUUUCGCCUUCUCGGGUGAUUAGGUCGAUCAGUUUCCGACUAAGUUAGCUGACAUCUACUUACCUGUCAUCGAUUAUGGAGUUUUCUUUAUCGACUUUUAGCCAUGAUCCACUAUUAGCCUUUGUGUUCCUAGGUUUCUUAGAGUCAUGUCUUAUGAUUCUUAAAUACCAUAUUAUACCUAUUUUAUGCAUUUGUAUUUACUGUAUAACCCAUUAUUAUAUACAUUGCAUACCUCCUAAAAUAUAUAUGGUUGAUUUUUCAUGUUUUAAACCCCCAAGUCAUUGUAGAAUCCCAUUAUCAUCCUUUGUAGAACAUGUUCAUAUGUUUGACUACUUUGACCAACAAAGUGUGGAUUUUAUGUCCAAAAUUCUCGGGUCAUCGGGCCAAGGCCCGGAAACUUAUCUCCCACCAUCUCUACAUUAUAUCCCUCCAAAAUCCACAUACUAUAACAUCAUUGAUGAAGCUAAAAUGGUUCUUUUUCCUAUAAUGGAGGAUCUUUUAAUUAAAACAAAAUUAUCCCCCCAAGAAAUUGAUAUUAUUAUUGUUAAUUGUAGUGUUCUUUGUCCAUCCCCUAGUUUAUCUUCUUUGAUUGUCAACAAAUUUAACCUUAGGCCCGAUAUUAAGUCCUUUAAUAUUACUGGAAUGGGCUGUAGUGCUAGUAUGAUUGCUAUGAGUUUGGCCCAAAACCUUCUUUUGGUCCAUAAAGAGUGUAAUGCAGUUAUCUUAAGUACUGAGAUUGUUAGUGCGGGCUGGUAUCCGGGUAAUGAGCCAUCCAAACUAUUUAUGAAUUGCCACUUUCGGAUGGGGUCAGCUGCUAUACUAUUAUCCAAUCGAAAACAAGUCAAAAAUACGUCGAAAUAUGAACUAAAAUUGAUUUCAAGGGCCCAACGGGCUUUUGAUGAUCGGGCCUAUAAAUGUGCUUAUAGAGAAGAGGACUCAAUUGGGCUGAUUGGAGUAAACGUUUCAAGAGAUAUCCCGGGUGUGUUUUCUGAAAUGCUCCAUGACCAAUUAAUAUCUCUUGGAUCCCUAAUGUUACCCACAUACGAAAAGUUGAAAUUUGUUAUGUCUGUUAUUCGGAAAAAACAUUUGAUAAAAUCAGCUAAUAUUUACGUGCCAAAUUUUAAAACAGUCGUACAACAUUUUUGUUUACCGGUUUCUGGUAAGCCGGUGAUAAGGAGGAUAGGAAAAGGAUUAAAGUUAGGAGAGGCAGAUAUGGAGCCAGCUUUGGCUACAUGGCAUAGGUUUGGAAAUUUGUCUUCUUCAUCUUUUUGGUAUGAAUUGGCUUAUUUAGAAGCUAAGGAAAGAAUUAAGGUAGGGGAAAAGGUUUUGAUAAUUGGAGCAGGAAGUGGAAUGAAGUGUACUAGUGUUGUGUUACAAUGUAUUAAACCUGUGUUUGGUGAGUCCAAGAAGGGGCCAUGGGCCGGGUUCAUUGACAAGUAUCCAAUAUCAGAAAUUUGAUGUGAUAUUUUUACAUCCCGAUGAAAUUGCAGGAAAAUGUAACAAUAUUAAUGAGAUAGAAGAAUACAUUAUUUUGUGUUUUAGUUUUCAUAAUAUAAAAUAAAACUAUCUAAAAGGAACUUAUACAUGUAUAUGAUAUCAUAAGAGUGGUAUUGUUUCAUUUAGUUUGUUUUCCUUUUUAAAAG
Messenger RNA from Amaranthus tricolor (Joseph's coat), 1691 nucleotides. Its product is annotated as 3-ketoacyl-CoA synthase 6-like. Lineage: Eukaryota; Viridiplantae; Streptophyta; Magnoliopsida; Caryophyllales; Amaranthaceae. The record is from RefSeq and is a predicted model, not a curated record. Gene Ontology annotation, cellular component: membrane. Gene Ontology annotation, molecular function: acyltransferase activity, transferring groups other than amino-acyl groups. The coding region runs from base 124 to 1506 and encodes 460 amino acids. The transcript has a single exon. Gene Ontology annotation, biological process: fatty acid biosynthetic process.